Molecule: messenger RNA, 1273 nt
Organism: Malus domestica (apple)
Lineage: Eukaryota; Viridiplantae; Streptophyta; Magnoliopsida; Rosales; Rosaceae
Source: RefSeq, a predicted model, not a curated record
AUUGGUUCAGAGGCCGAAAGCCGAAAGAAAGCCAACCCCAUCCCCAUCCCAUCCCAUCCCACUAACAAACACAAAUAUUGGGCCUUUCUCUUUCUGCUUAUUUGUUACGUGCUUGUUUCUGCUUCUUUGGUUUGUGAUGAUCAAUUUCUGGGUUCUUCUUGAUUUGCCCAUCUGGGAGGUUCUCAUCGUGUCAAAGUUUCAAGCUUUUUGUUUCUGUAAAAGCAACCUGGGAAUUUUCUGAUAUAUGUUUGACGGAGUCAGGGCGUUUUAAGAUUCAUAUAGCCAACCUCACUUAGCAGGACAAAGGUACGCUAGUUACUUCCAGAACUGAAUCCCGAUUUGUCUUGGUAAUUGACAAUGGGGGGCGUAGUGGGAAAGAGCGAAAGUUAUAGAAAGUUUUCGAUACAUGAAACGAAGCUAGAGGCGAAGAUGGUUGAAGCUAUGCAGCGCAGAGCAGCGAAAGGAAGUGUUAUGAAAUCGUUUAACAGCCUCAUCUUGAAGUUCCCAAAGAUCGAUGAGAGCUUAAGAAAUUGCAAGGCUAUUUUCGAGCAAUUUGAUGAGGAUUCGAAUGGUAUGAUCGAUCAAGAAGAGAUGAAAAAAUGUUUCUCUAAACUGGAAGUCUCUUUUACAGACGAGGAGAUCAUUGAUCUCUUUGAGGCAUGCGAUAUUAACGAGGAUAUGGGAAUCAAGUUUAACGAGUUCAUCGUUCUUAUUUGCCUUGUUCAUCUUCUUAAGGAUGAUAACAAAGCCGUUCACACUAAAUUGCAACUGGGGAUGCCGGAACUGGAGGCCACGUUUGAAACACUGGUAGACGCGUUUGUGUUCUUGGACAAGAACAAGGAUGGUUAUGUCAGCAAGAGUGAAAUGGUCGAGGCCAUCAACGAAACUACGACAGGAGAACGUUCCUCCGGCCGCAUAGCCAUGAAAAGAUUUGAAGAGAUGGACUGGGAUAAAAACGGAAUGGUGAACUUCAAGGAGUUUCUGUUUGCGUUUACUCGAUGGAUUGGAAUCGACGAUCUUGAGGACGAGGAUGAAGACUGAACGAGAGGUUAGAGGGUUCGAUAACUCUAACAGUGCCCUAGUUGAUACAGAGCAUGUAAAAUGUUACGAUGAGUCCUCCAUUGAGAUGACCAUGUAAAUAGUUUGAAAUGUAGACUCUUUAAAAUUCUCUCGUCAUCGACAAUUCAUAUCACUUGAUAGUAUGCUGUGUAUGUGGAUUUUCCGGUACCUGUUUGUAUGUUAUAAGAAGACUCACAGUGUUUUUGUUCGUUCA